Lucilia cuprina (Australian sheep blowfly) is the source of this 1655-nucleotide messenger RNA. RefSeq lists its product as uncharacterized. Lineage: Eukaryota; Metazoa; Arthropoda; Insecta; Diptera; Calliphoridae. Bases 587 to 1126 code for a protein of 179 amino acids. The record is from RefSeq and is a predicted model, not a curated record. The transcript has 3 exons.
AAUAAAAAUAAAAGUAAAAUUAAAAAAAAAAUAAAAGAAAAUUUUACACUAUAUUAAAUAUUUGUGAAAAAGUUAAAUAAAAAUUUACAUGGAAGAAAAUUCAAUUAAAAAUAUGUAUGUGAAAUAAAUGUUCGAAGUAAAUAGAAAUUGCGGUCAUUUGGUAACAAGAACCAGAGAAUAUUUAAGUGAAAACAAACUAAUUUUUUACCAACACUCUCACACACACAUACUCACACAUCAACAUUUUGACAUUCACACCCACUUUAAUGAUUUCCCUACAAAAACUAAUGAAUAAAAAAUAGUAAAACAAACCAACAAACAAAUAAAAUAAAUUUCAAAAAAAAACUGAUGCCAGAAUUGUAAGUGUGACUUUACUUUUCUAUUUAUUUAUUAAACCAAAACAAAAAACUUCCAAUAAAGACUAAAUAUGUUGCCGCUAGCUUUAGUGCGUCACAGUAGAACAAAUAAAUGAAACUAAAGCCCACAACUAUAAAUAUAUAUGUUAUUUUCUAAGAAAUAACAAUUUUAAAGAACUGACAAAACAAUAUUUAAUUUUUAACAAAAAAAAUACUAUUAAAGAGAAAAAAUGCAUCAGGUACUAAGUUAUGAAACAGCAGUACGUGCCAAUAAUGUAUCAGAAUAUCGGGAGUAUGUCACCAAACGGACCUGCAUAAGUUUAGUGGUAACAAUUGCAUUUUUUACAUUAAUCUCGGGCUAUUUAUUGGGCAAUUUCGUAUCAGAACGUAAAAAUCACAUACGUAUGCUGCUGACAAAAAAGGCCAUUAGUUCGCCGCCCGAUGAUAAAUCAUCACAAACCAUUGAUAUCACAAGUACUGAUUACAUGAACCUACAGGAAUUACACGCCUAUCAAAAGACCAAAUCCAAACUUUUAGCAUCAGCUGAAUCACUUAGUAAACUGCUGCAGCGUGAUGAAAGCUAUCGCUCAACAUCAUUGAAUACGGAAAUAUUUAACAAGUACAUAUCGUGUACCCAAGAUGUACCACCCAAUACGAACAUCGAAACCAGUAAAUUUAUUGAACAACUGGUUGACAAUACAUCUGCCAGGCAAAGAGAUUGUAUGCGAAUAAUACAAGUUAUAAUUGAAAAUAGUUUGAUAACGACUUAAGGCAAAAUAUUAAGGAGAUACAGAGUAUAUUAUUUUUUACCUCUCUAAUAGAAAUUAGUAGCAGUGUUCACGAUCUCAAGUAUUAGACUUCAGUCUAUGAGUAAAUUUUUAACAUUUUAUUUAAAAAAUAAAAAAAUUAAAUCAUUUGUGCUUCAGAUUAAGUCAAGACUCCUUAAAUAUUAUGUUGAAGAAAAUUAUAAUUUAAAAUUUUUUAGUUUUACUGAUUGGGUUUAAUAUGAACCGCCUCACAAAGUGUUAACACCACCAAUAAAUUUUCAAAUUUUUAACAAACUUGUGGAGGGAAAGAUGUGGACACAUUACAAAUCGAUAAAAAUAUUUUGUUAGUUAUUAACAAUGGAUUAAUUUUCAUAAAAUAUGCAAAAUAGUUAAUCGUAACAAAUGAAAUAUUGCCCUAAUUUAUAAUUUUAACACACAGUCUCCCAAAAACAAAAAACACAAAAAAACACAUACACACAUACAUAUUUGUAUUUGAUAAGGUAAAAUGUUUUUAUGAAAAUGACAGAUGACG